GCUUGAGUUGCUCUAAACAUAGUUGAAGCAGCACUUCACUUCUCCCUUGCUUCCCAGAAGAAACUCUCCAUUAUAAUUUGUAAAUUAUAAUUGCCACAAUUCGCCUGCUGAAACUGUACAUUACACUCGCUGUUCCCAGUCUCUCUCUCUCGCAUAAGGACUUGAAAUGGAAACUGAAGAGAUAUUAGCAGAAGAGCUGCUAAACGUUGAGGUUGAAAUUCAAGGCGUCCAAGACCAAAUCAAGAUAUUGCUUGACCAACAGGAGAGGUUAUAUGAAAGGCAAUCUGAAUUGAAGGCUAUACUUGAAGCAUGUAAAGAAUCAGGUUAUCCUGUUAAUGGCGCUUCAACUAAUGUGGAAGACUGGUCUGGGCCAUUUGAGUGGGAUUCUCAAGCUGAUGAUACUAGGUUCAAUAUAUUUGGCAUAUCCGCAUAUCGUGCAAAUCAGCGAGAGAUUAUCAAUGCUGUCAUGAGUGGAAAAGAUGUUCUAGUGAUUAUGGCUGCAGGUGGCGGCAAAAGCCUCUGUUACCAGCUUCCAGCAAUUCUUCGUGAUGGAGUUGCUCUUGUUGUUAGUCCUUUGCUUUCUUUGAUUCAGGACCAGGUGAUGGGUUUGGCAGCCUUAGGCAUUCCAGCUCAUAUGUUGACAUCAACUACUAGUAAGGAGGAGGAGAAGUUAAUAUACAAGGCCCUUGAAAAGGGGGAAGGAGAUUUGAAAAUAUUGUAUGUGACUCCCGAAAAGAUAUCAAAGAGUAAGAGGUUUAUGUCAAAACUUGAAAAGUGCCAUCAUGCUGGUCGUCUAUCUCUCAUUUCUAUUGAUGAGGCACAUUGCUGCAGCCAGUGGGGUCAUGAUUUUCGACCUGACUACAAAAGUCUUGGUAUCCUCAAGACUCAGUUUCCCAAUGUUCCUGUGAUUGCUUUGACUGUUAGAUAUUGCAAGUUGUGGGCAUGUUGUACUGCUGAUUAUAACUAACUACUCUGAGUAUGAAUGAAGUGACAUAGUGAGUGCAUGAUCACAGAUGUAUUAGGGAAAUCUGUUGUAAUAGCAAAUUUUUGGGUGGUGUGGAUGGAGAGGAACAUAAAGAUUUUUGAGGGAGCAAGCGAUGCGGCAGUUUAGGCUUUGAUUUGAUGUUUUCCCAUUGUGCUAAGGGUGCUAUUUUGGUUCUGAUGGACAUCUCAUUCAUCCCAAUUGUAUUAGUUUCUUUCAUAAUAAAAAUUGUGGUAAAAAUUUGUUGAAUACUGGUCAGACGCAAAGGAAAGCAUG
Messenger RNA from Prunus dulcis (almond), 1258 nucleotides. Its product is annotated as ATP-dependent DNA helicase Q-like 2. The transcript is spliced from 7 exons. Gene Ontology annotation, cellular component: cytoplasm; mediator complex; chromosome. Lineage: Eukaryota; Viridiplantae; Streptophyta; Magnoliopsida; Rosales; Rosaceae. Gene Ontology annotation, biological process: double-strand break repair via homologous recombination. Gene Ontology annotation, molecular function: 3'-5' DNA helicase activity; four-way junction helicase activity; ATP binding. Bases 167 to 967 code for a protein of 266 amino acids. The record is from RefSeq and is a predicted model, not a curated record.